Papilio xuthus (Asian swallowtail) is the source of this 1224-nucleotide messenger RNA. It is a transcript of the gene fuss, whose product is annotated as SKI family transcriptional corepressor fussel. Gene Ontology annotation, molecular function: DNA-binding transcription factor activity, RNA polymerase II-specific; SMAD binding; RNA polymerase II cis-regulatory region sequence-specific DNA binding. The transcript is spliced from 8 exons. Lineage: Eukaryota; Metazoa; Arthropoda; Insecta; Lepidoptera; Papilionidae. The record is from RefSeq and is a predicted model, not a curated record. Gene Ontology annotation, biological process: negative regulation of BMP signaling pathway; negative regulation of transcription by RNA polymerase II. The coding region runs from base 1 to 1224 and encodes 407 amino acids. Gene Ontology annotation, cellular component: nucleus; transcription regulator complex; cytoplasm.
AUGGAGGCUACAAAUCUAGCUCUGCCGCCGCGGGAAUCUCUUAAGUCUCGUUCAGAAAAUAAGGGAUUACAAUUAAGUGCCAAACCUAACCAAGUUGGAACAGUACUACUAUACGGCGUACCUAUCGUCUCCUUAGUUAUCGAAGGUGUGGAGCGACUGUGUCUCGCACAGAUCUCUAACACCCUACUAAAGCAGUUCUCAUACAACGAGAUACAUAACCGCCGCGUCGCACUCGGUAUCACAUGCGUGCAGUGUACUCCAGUACAACUGGAGAUACUGCGAAGAGCUGGAGCCAUGCCAGUGUCAUCGCGACGAUGUGGAAUGAUAACACGACGGGAGGCGGAACGUCUCUGCAAAUCCUUCCUCGGAGACAAUGCUCCGCCUAGGUUACCUGAUGAUUUUGCGUUUGCUGUUCACCACGAGUGUGCGUGGGGCUGUAGGGGUGCUUUUUUACCCGCCAGAUACAACUCAUCACGGGCUAAAUGCAUCAAGUGUGCCUACUGCGGCCUGUUCUUCUCUCCCAACAAGUUCAUCUUCCACUCGCACCGCGUGGGCCCCGGCGAUAAGUACGUUCAGCCCGACGCCGCUAACUUCAACUCGUGGCGUCGACACAUGAAGCUCAGUGGCAGCCCGCCUGAUGAAGUGGUCCACGCGUGGGAAGACGUCAAGGCAAUGUUCAACGGUGGGACUCGGAAGAGGAUGCUGUCUGCUGCUAGAAGGUUACCUGUUCGCAGACCGGAGCCCGAGGUAGAGGCAAAGCGGGCGCCGGCCAGCCCGCCCAGCGCCGCGCCCGUGCCGCGCCUCGCCGACUACGUAUGGGGAGCGCGUCUUCCGUUGCCCUAUAUACCUUGGCUCAAACCCACGUUAUGGACUCCUGGUGCGUUAACAGCUCUGAGUGGUGUUGGUGCAUUGGAAGAGCCGCGUGCCUUUCGUCCAGUUCGCUCACAUCGUUUAGAAUCACCACAGCUUUCUCCAACAUCGCCACAACGUUCACCUGCUAGGUCUCCAUUAGCAACAUCAUCGCCCAGACGAAGCCGCUCCCCGCUUCGCUCACCACCACGCUCCCCGCUCCGCUCGCCUAUAUGCUCGUCGCCCGCCAGGUCGUCCAAGAGCGACAGAGACAGCGAUGAAAGCGUAGACAUCGAAACUACUGAAGAGGAUCACGCGAAAGACGCAGUCAAUAGCUUAGCAAUGAGUGGAUCGUAUUAUCCAGUGGCGAAGUAA